Pocillopora meandrina is the source of this 4899-nucleotide messenger RNA. The record is from the annotation of a GenBank genome assembly. Lineage: Eukaryota; Metazoa; Cnidaria; Anthozoa; Scleractinia; Pocilloporidae.
GAAAAUAACCUCACUCAAGUGCAUUCUAAUGCAAGGUUUGUAUGCUUAACAUUCCUCUGAAGUGCUAAAGCUAAGUGCUCUGUAUAAUAUCUCUCUCAGUUUUAUCUAUUUAUUUAUUCAUUCAUUUACAUGCCCAUACAUUAUUUCCUUUUCAUUGUUUCUAUAUCUUUAGCUGCAUUCCAGCAUUUCCUCCGGUGAAUGCCUCCGCAAGAAACGCUUUCUGUAUAUUUUACGAGUAUAUAGGCGAAUUCUGUAAAAACGUAACUAGAAGUCUAUACGUUUAUGGUGAUCAGUCCACAUUGGAUACUGGUGAAAGGGAAGCUGUGAACUUUAAGGGUUAUUUCGACGCUCUUGAGAUCACACCGGAGUGCAGGAUCCCAUUUAAAGACUUGUUCUGUGUCUAUGGUUUCCCUAAUUGUGAUGAAUCAUUGGCUCAGCCUAAAGAACGCCGUAUUUGUCGCAGCUCAUGCAAAUAUUUGCAAGUCAUCUGCAAAAGGGUAAUGGCUUUAAUCAGAGAUAUACCGAUCUUUCAACGCUACGUAGACUUGGCAAAUUGCUCGAGCUCUAAAUUUGCUUCUGCUAAUGGUGGCGAUGCUCCUGAGUGCUAUCAAUAGUACGAUCUUCCUGGUAGGUAUUGCAACGUUAUUAUUAACUCCUUUAUUUGAACAAGUAACCCUCGUAAUCUGAUCAUCUCGUUUGAGAAUUAAAGAACCCUUUGGCUUUAACAGAGUCACUGCGCUGUGUGUCUGAGGGAAGAUAUAUUGCACCAUGUGGUGCCUCUCCCCACCCAGGUGUAUUAAUGGGUACCGGCGAUUUGUCGGGGAAAUUUUCCGAAGUGCAGAGGGGGGAGGGGGAGAGGUUCCCUGCGAUGGAUUUGAAUCUCAUCUUUGGGGAAAAGCAAUACUUAUUAUGUACUAAAACAGUGGAUGGCGUUUGAGGCGCGCUCUGAUUGGCUGCUCCAUCUCCAACUAUCCUUUGCUAUUCAUCUCCGAUCAACUCGGGCGGAAUUUGCGCCCGAGUUGAUCGGAGAUGAAUAAUGAAAAUAUUAUGCAGUAAUAAAUGAGUUAAAUCAACUUUUUGCGCUAUAUCAUCCUUCUAUUUUAGCAUAUACUAAAAGACCUAUUCGCCACAGUGUCCGUGGUUAGCGGUGGAUAUUUAUCUCGCCGCUUGGCAGCUCAGUAAAUAUCCUCCAGUAGCCAACUCCACUUCGGUAAAUAGCUGUUAAUUAAUGUCACGAAAAGUAAGAACGCUCCGGCAGCAUAUGAGCCACGUGUAUUGGCUUGUGUGAAGACACAAACAUAUAAAAAAAUCGAACGCUAGGAAAUAAUUGUAAUAUUUUUAGCCUAUCAUGUCGAUGAGAUAAUUUUAUAUUUUCUGACCUCAACCACUCUCGCUUUUCUCCAUUUCCCAUAGGUGAUGACACUGAAAGUACAGGUCUGUUAUUUUACGAUCUCUAAUCGAACGCUGUCUGAUAGAUGAUUUCUGUAUAUGUUAAGUUAUGCUUCAAGCGAUGACAUAAAAGUAACUAACAUUUUAUCCAGGCUUCUCGCCCUCCCAGUCGACAUCACUCCACGGUGUAGCACUUCAAGUUCUAUGAGGUUGACAAACACGAAGGGACUAGUCCCUGCAACUAGUUCCUGUGACUAGUCCCGAGGACCAAGUCCUUUCGUGUGAACUACCCAGUUUCACUGACAAAUGUAGUUACAGGUAACAAAAUGUGGUCCACGAUUUCAACAUGUUGUUGGGACUUGUUCCUCCAAAUUAUCCAGGUCCCUGUGUAAAAGUGACAGGUCCUUGCAAUUGCGACCAAAUGAAAGUAAUCUAACCACUGAUCAGUAUUUAAGUUCCCAUAACCCCUUUCAUGCUCCGUUUCAAUAUGGCGGCCUUUUUUUAAUAGCUGCUGUUUUUCAGUUCUGGAAGAGUAGCAUACAGAACCUCAGUCGAAAAAAGCAAAUGCUCUCAAAAUUGUAAAUGCCUGACCAAUUUUGUAAAUUGAAGAGAUGCUGCUUUCUGACGUGAGCGUGUCCUACAAUUGUUUGGAGUUAAUUUUCUAAAUUCGGUUCCAUUGUUUAGGAUCGCUCCUUGUUCGCUGAAUUUCAGUGAAAGCGCCCUAGGUUUUGCUAUCUCGAUGUGAAACAGGUCCCAGCAGGUAAACUCUUCAGGGGACUUGUCCCCACAACUGGUCCCAUCGUGUUAACCGUGCAGCGGACUAGUCCCUAAAACAAAUCCCCGCUACAAGUCCCCUCGUGUGUACCGACUUCUAUGUUGACAGUACCUUAACAUCUAGAUGCGAUUUAUUUCAGAUUGUUUCUACGGUGUGGGGGUUGGUUACCGUGGCAACAUGAACGUCACUCAGUCUGGUCGUAAAUGUCAGUCGUGGAAAUCUCAGUGUCCUCAUCGUCACUGGCGGAUUCCUAAAGAUGUCGCUGAUUCCAAAAAUGACUCGAACAUGUGUCGUAACCCGGACAGUAGUGGCCCGGAUGGACCAUGGUGUUUUACCACUGACCCAAAUGUUCGAUGGGAAUACUGCAACGUAUCUCGAUGUCCCUCUAGAGGUAAAUUUAGUCAUAAAGAGAACUUGCACGAGAACCGAAGAGCACGAGGGAAAUAGAAUAUUGAAAGUAUAAAUGUAAUUUAAAAAUCAUUUUAAAAUUAUUUUUAGAACAUCAUUUACAGACAUAUUAUUCAGAUACUGACGAAAAACAAUUUAGGAUGUUACAUUCUGUGGCAUCACUUCCUUUGCUUUGUUUUAUGCGUAGACAAAUUUUAUGAAGAUUUCACAAUAUUACCCAAGGUCGGACUUAGAGAAAACGCAGAUCAAGAGCAGACUCAAGCAGACUUAUUACAAGGCUUUCUUUGAUCAUGGUAUAAUAACCAAGCAGCUGAAAGAUCCUGGUUCAGAGAUCUAGAUCAUUUAUUGAUUGCCUUGAUGUAGGAUGAUCUCAGUCCUCUCGGACUCCAGAUUCUGCUCCAGAUCAACCAAAGGAACACACUCUUCUUUACUGUGGACCAAAAUGUUUGAGAUCAAGAGUAUUUUUACUAAUUUUUUUGUUACCAGUUCCAGAAGAGGCUCCCACUUUCCUUAGAGGCCAUCCUCUUAAUUCAACAGCCAUUUUAAUCUCUUGGAAGGGCAUACCUCCUUCUCGUCAUGAAGAAAAACUGUUGGGCUAUCGGAUUCGAUACCGGAGCAAAGGAUCCGAGCUCUAUUAUGAAGCAAACACAACGAGCAACUUGACUCAAGAUGUUAUUAAAUAGCUCCGUCCAAACACAGCAUACGAGAUUAUGGUCAAUGGGUUCAAUGAAAUUGGCCACGGGCGAAGUAGCACGGUCCUUGAUUUAAAAACUCUGUCUUCUGGUAUGUUGGGUAUAUACUACUUUCAAUUAAAUUGACAGUUGAUAGUUGAGAGCGUUGUUGAUAUCCGGGUGCCAAUGACACGUUGCAAGCAGAUGCUAUAACUAUAUUAUCAUGAGUGGGGAAAUGAGGUCGAAUGCCACUGAUCAUGACGGGUGGAAACUCGUAUCAUAUUUCUCUUUUCCGCUUUUAUAAUUGAGAGUCUCAACCUUUUAGCAUUAAACUAGCCGUAUAUUACUGUUUGGAAAUCUUGAACCAGUAAAACAAAUUUUUAGUUCAUAAUUUGCUCUUCCUUUUUCAUUCAUCUGUAAUUCCUUUUUUGUCUUGUUAUCACUUCCCUGUGUUCUUUGGUUGAUUUUCAGGUGAGGAAAUAUUAGAGGUUGACUUCCAGCUGAUUAUAGAUUCUGAUUUUAGCAGGGAUCUGCUCAACAGUAGCAUGCAGUAAAAGGUUCUUGGAAAUGGCUGAACUCAUUAGAAUUUCAGUAAGGAACAAUUGGUUUGGUAAAAAAUUUGAUUGUUGUAUGACAAAGUAGUGCUUUCAAAUUUUUGCAUGCCCUGUUUUUGAAAAAAACAUUUUUUUUCUUUUAGAUAAAACACCACUUCAACGAAUCUUCUAUGUUGAACAUAUAUAACGUCAUAACUAUACAUUUUAGGUAAGAUCUAGAAACUAUUUUUAUUCCCGUUUAAAGAUUUCGUUGGCCAUUUAAAGGCUAAAUUUGCCACUUAUCAAUUAGAUAACAUUUCAUAUGAAAAUUAACUUUGCUUCCCUCAGAAUAAAGUGUCUUUUCCAUAUCAAAGGUUUUCCACUCACCCAAAUUUCAACACCGAAGCAUUGAGUACCUAGUAGAUGCUUAGUUCGAGAAAAGUAGCUCUCAUGACAAGCAUUAUCUUAUUUACCGCUGGUGAAGUGUUCUUAAGUAUUUUGUUACUUUUGUUUUUAGAAAUGGCAGCCUGAGUGCAUCGAGUGCAGACAUCAAAGUUCCUGCAACAAUAAAUACGAACACAACCGACAAAGAUGAUGCUCUUAAUCAGUUGAUAGGAGGGGUGCGUUCGUCGUUUGUAGAUCGGCUUAAAGUCACUUCCAUACGGGUUCAGGGUAAGUAAAGCUCUGUGGAUACUUUUAAGAACUACCCUACUCUCAGAUCACCCCCCCUCCCUCAAAAAAAAAUUGAUAACUCCACAUAAUAUGGGGUAUGUAGUUUUAAGGCUGCUGGUUUUUUAGUAAUAUACUAUUGAUACUUCCUUCAUUCGUUAGAAACACCGAGGUCUCCUAAAAGUUUCUCCGUAAAGAAUGCACAGAAAAAAAUAUCUUAUUUUGACAUGGGAGGAGCCAGACUAUGACAGCCUAUACCAGAUACACAACUACAUUAUAGAGCGAAAGAUAUCAAGACUGAAGAACUUCACCGCGGUUUGGACAAUUCCUUACCCUGAAACCAGGAUGAUUAUGGAGAACUUAGAUCCGUCCACAGAAUACACCAUCAGAUUAUCAAGCAACAAUAUGUAUGGAAGGUCAGAGGGUGUAUUGUUAACACAAAAGACACUGCCAG